Histoplasma mississippiense is the source of this 2382-nucleotide messenger RNA. RefSeq lists its product with no specific name. Gene Ontology annotation, biological process: protein phosphorylation. The record is from RefSeq and is a predicted model, not a curated record. Gene Ontology annotation, molecular function: ATP binding; protein kinase activity. The transcript is spliced from 2 exons. NCBI's taxonomy places the organism in Eukaryota, Fungi, Ascomycota, Eurotiomycetes, Onygenales, Ajellomycetaceae. The coding region runs from base 1 to 2382 and encodes 793 amino acids.
AUGGCGGGACUUUUACAAGAAGAUCGCAACAUUGUCAAGAACCAUCCUCUAACCAACUUAGUCGAUCGUUUACGAGGCGCGCUUCAGGAAGCCGAAAGAAUAUAUGAGUCGCGUCUAAUUUAUGAUGGCGCUGAUGAGAGCCUGGACCAACUCUAUCGAAAUACGAUUUCAAAACUCCUCUCUGCUCUACAGGGAGAGGAUGCAGCUUACAGCCUUCGCUCACGGAUGAGUGAUGGAAAUAUGACAUCUGAUCUAGCACACUUAGUCGAGCGCCUCCAAAAGGCACAAGGAAACUCCAAGUACGACGACUACCGGCCGCUGGUCCGACUGAAUCCCAGCACGCCGAAACCUGGAACUUCGAUGUCUGGAAAGCUCGUCCCCCCCUCCUUUGACGGCACCCCAGUCAAAUCCACCUCGUCAUCGCAGAAAGGUUCCGAGCAGACGCGUGAAUUGGUGAAUCCGAGAAUCUUCGAGGAGAUACGUGGCUGCACCUUUCGAGACGUCGAGGGCUUCUUCGACAAGUACUUUGAGGGAAAAGACUGGAGCGGCAAAGCAGAUGCCAUCUGUCGACGCGUGCUGGCCCCCGACAGCGAUGGGAAUUGGGCCCAGUUUCCUGAUCCUCCUAUGCAGGACGAUGUCCUUGCCUGGUGGUUUUGUCUUCAAGAAGACCUUCUCUCGGAAUCACGCGGCACCUACUACACCACGGCAAGCAAAGCGGAUCUUACCGGUUCGAAUGCGGAACGGCAAGUCGACCUCCUUCUGAGAGCUAGCGGCGCGAGCCCCUCGCGCAACAAACACGACUGGAGAGACAUCCUGGUUGUCGGCGAGCUCAAAAAACCAAAGGAGAAGAUUGGGACCAAAACCACACUGCUGCAGAUGAGCCGCUGCGUGCGCGAGGUCUUCGCUGCGCAGCCCACCCGGCGGUUCGUCCACGCAUUCGCCGUCUGCGGGACCAAGAUGGAGGCGUGGGUGUUCGACCGUUCGGGGCCCUACAGCUCGGGCAUCAUCGACGUCUACGCAGACUCGAGACGGUUCUUUCAGGUGCUUGUGGGCUACACCAUGAUGAGCGACGAGGAGCUGGGACUGGACACCUUUAUUACUAGGGAUGAAGGCGGCAACAAAUCAAUAACCGUCAAAGGGCCUGGGAUCUCGGAGGAAAAGGUGCUGCGGCUGGGUGAAAUGCUUUCCUUUCAGCGUGCCAUCGUGUGUCGCGGGACAACAUGUUUUCUCGCAAACGAUGGACAAGUGGAGGGCGUAGCCAAAUUCUCGUGGGUGUCGGACAAGCGGCGGCCGGAGGCGGAACUCUUCGAGCUAGCGGGUCAAAAAAAUGUCCAAGGGGUCGCCAGGAUCAUUGGCCAUAGUAUCAUCACUAGUAUCGCCGACGUACGCUGCGGCCUGACCUUCGACGACAAGCGACACGACUUCAAAAGCGCACCCCCCAGUGCUGCCUCCUCAUUUCAUCAAUCUCAACCGCUCACCGAGCUCCGUAGCUUAGGUCGAAAGUCGUCUUCCAGGAAACGCAGAUCUCCGGAUAAAGGGAUGCAGGCAUCCAAAGGAUCGCGCUCCAUCAAUCAACCGUCGAGGGACACCCAGCAGGAGAAUGAACUAGCUUUCUCCGUUCAGUCGGCGCACAAGCCAAGCCUCUUCGACAGGAAUGGCGAGGAACCCUACGACAACCGCGUCCUCCGCUGUCUGGUGAUCUCGCCCGCUGGGCGGCCGAUCUACAAGUACGAGUCACCCUUAGAACUGCUCACGGCGCUUCGCGAUGCAAUAAAGGCGCAUCGGUCUCUUUACCUGGAUGGGAGCAUCCUACAUCGGGAUAUUUCGGAGAACAACAUAAUAAUAACCGAUCCGGAAAAGGCGGAUGGUCACUCCGGCAUGCUAAUCGAUCUGGAUCUUGCCAAAGAAGUCGGUAGCGGGCGAAGCGGCGCACGGCACCAGACCGGCACGAUGGAGUUCAUGGCGAUCGAGGUGCUACUUAAUAUCGACCAUACCUAUCGGCAUGAUCUCGAGUCGUUCUUCUACGUGCUUAUCUGGCAAUGUGCCCAUCACGGUUGGGAGUUUAAACCGCCACAAUCAUCUCAUCAACUACAAGAAAGGCCCGAAUCUAGUAUGCUCAAGAAUUGGUACACCGGCACCUACGAGGAAAUUGCAACUUAUAAACGAGGCAACAUGGAAGCUGGCGGCUUUGAGCGAAUCCUGAUGAAAGAAUUUCCUCCAUGGUUUGACUGGGUCAAACCACUCUGCAGAACCAUACGGCGCAUACUAUUUCCUCAUGGGGAGGAAGGACUUAUCGUUGGAACACCGCAAGACCCAAAAAGGCUAUAUAAUCCUAUUAUUAAGGCGUAUUCUGAUGCGAUAGCUCUGAUUGAAACUGAAUAG